AUGCGGGAGCUCAAGGUUCCUUGUGUUCGAUAUCCAGGUGGCAACUUUGUUGCAACUUAUCAUUGGUUGGAUGGCGUGGGUCCCAAAGAAGACAGACCAAAGAGACCAGAGUUGGCUUGGUUGGGGACGGAAAGCAACGAGUUUGGCACGAAUGAGUUUAUGGAGUGGUGUGAAGAGGUUGGAUGUGAGCCGUACCUGGCUUUCAACUUUGGGACUGGCACUCUCGAUGAAGCAUUGGCGUGGGUAGAAUACUGCAACUCGACGCAGAAUACUUACUAUGCGAAUCUUCGGAGACAGCAUGGACGAGAGAAACCAUACGGGGUCAAGUAUUGGGCGCUUGGUAACGAAUGCUGGGGACCUUGGCAAGUGGAGCAGAUGACGAAAGAGGAUUACGCAAAGAAAGCAUAUCAAUGGGCAAAAGCACUCAAGCUGCUUGACCCGUCGCUAGUGUUGAUCCUUUGCGGCGAGACUGGCCACUCUUCAUGGGACCACCAUGUCCUGACGCAUUGCCUCAAGCCUGAUGUCCAUGGGCUCGGCGGCAAUUCAAAAGCCAGCUUGAUCGAUAUGCACUCCAUCCACAUGUACACCGCCUCGUCUGACCCUGUCAAAAACGCAAUCGCGCCUAGAAGUGCCGAAAGAGCGAUUGGGAUCUGUGCGGGUUUGAUUGAUCUCGCACGGAUCGAGAACGGCGUCAGGGCAGAGGUUCCAAGGCAGACGAUAUGUUUUGAUGAGUGGAAUGUUUGGGACCCCACCCGAGCGCCAGGUGAAGAAGGAGCAGAGGAGAAAUAUACUCUUUCCGAUGCUUUAGCGGUAGCGGUCUGGUUGAAUAUCUUCGUUCGGCAAAGCAAAUACGUUGGAAUGGCCAACAUUGCGCAGAGUGUCAAUGUCAUAUCCCCACUUAUGACCACGCCGCAAGGUUUGGUGAAGCAGACGACUUGGUGGCCUUUGCUUUUGUUUAGCAAGUUUAUGCGUGGGGCAACGCUUGCUACUCAUGUAAGUUGCGAGUGCUAUGAAGGAGAGACGGAACCGACAUGGCUUAGAGCUGCUGGUGAAACACCGUGGUUGGAUGUCUCUGCCGCUAUGGGAGACGACGGCUGGGUCAGCCUGGUGGUUGUGAAUGUUAAUACGACGGAAAGCUUCGUCGUGGAUUUGGAGGGUGUACCUGCUGGACAUGUAGAUGUGUAUACUGUGACUGGAGAAAAGUGGGAUGUCGUAAAUACGACGGAAGUGGAGAAUGUCGGGGUUGUUGAGAGCAAGUGGGAUGGCAGUGGUGCGUUCAAGUUUCCGAGAAUGAGCAUGACUAUGCUGCGAUGGAAGCCAGUAUAG
Messenger RNA from Ramularia collo-cygni, 1326 nucleotides. Its product is annotated as related to alpha-L-arabinofuranosidase 1. Gene Ontology annotation, molecular function: alpha-L-arabinofuranosidase activity. Bases 1 to 1326 code for a protein of 441 amino acids. Gene Ontology annotation, biological process: L-arabinose metabolic process; polysaccharide catabolic process. Lineage: Eukaryota; Fungi; Ascomycota; Dothideomycetes; Mycosphaerellales; Mycosphaerellaceae. The transcript is spliced from 6 exons. The record is from RefSeq and is a predicted model, not a curated record.